CGUAUAAAGGCGUGCGCCGCGCGAAGCAUCUGUUUGCGGAAGCAACUCGGGCGGAACAGGCGCCCUUCUCGCCUCUGCACCGAUGUCGCCGGCAGCGGUAGAAGCCGGGCCCGCACGACUCGUUCGGUCCGCCCAGAAGGACGAGCUCUAUCGAGGGGCGCUGAGGAGCGGGGCUGGGGCUGCUUUGGGGGGCCUGGCAGGUGCUAGAAUUUGGUUGGAGUGGCAGAAGGAAAUUGAGCUGUUUGCUGAUAUAGCAUAUUUCACACUCACAACCCUUUCAGGUUACCAAACUCUUGGUGAAGAGUAUGUCAGUAUUAUCCAAGUAGACCCAUCACAGAAGAGAGUUCCUUCAGUACUUCGACGGGCUGUCCUGAUUUCUUUGCACACUGUCUUCCCUUACUUCUUAGACAAAGGAUUAGUACACCUGGAACAUGAACUUCAGACAGAACCCGAUGAGAUGAGGACUUUGCAAAGCAGACAUUUGCGUGGGUUGUGGGGAAGGACUUUCUUGUGGCGUUGGUUACAGAAAUGGCUUAGCAGAUUAACAGAGCAGCAGAGGAAGACGCUCUGUCAGGUUGUCCAUUUUCUCAGGCAAGGCAUUCCACUCCUUCGUAGGCUGCACCUGGCCAUCUUCUAUAUGAAUGGCAUUUUCUACCACCUAUCUAAAAGGAUGGCAGGGAUCACAUAUCUGCGCUAUGCGGGAAUAGAUGGAGACAACCAGCAUGUUCGGUCAAGUUACAGGCUUCUUGGGAUCCUUUCAGUGCUGCACCUGACACUAACAGUUGGUAUCCAUGCAUACAGCUUCCAACAGAGGCAGAGGGCAAGACAAGAAUGGAAGGUGCACCGUAACCUCUCCUACCCAAGAAUCCAGCCUGAGGAGAAGUUCCUUGGCCGAAGCUCUCGCUGCAUUCUGUGCUUAGAAGAACGCCGCCAUGCUACAGCCACUCCGUGUGGACACCUCUUCUGCUGGGAAUGUAUCACUGAGUGGUGCAACACCAAGGCUGAGUGCCCACUGUGCAGAGAGAAAUUCCAUCCGCAGAAGCUGAUUUAUCUGCAACACUAUCGAUAACAGCCACCUGUGCGGCUGUUAGAUUGCAAAGUGUUAGGCACCAACAAAAAUACUACAGCUUUUGACCAAGUGUAAGACUUUAUUUUGAUAUUAUGAUAUUAAAUUGCUGUGAUAAAACUGA
Podarcis raffonei (Aeolian wall lizard) is the source of this 1190-nucleotide messenger RNA. RefSeq names its product peroxisomal biogenesis factor 10 (gene PEX10). Gene Ontology annotation, molecular function: zinc ion binding. Gene Ontology annotation, cellular component: peroxisomal membrane. The coding region runs from base 83 to 1069 and encodes 328 amino acids. Gene Ontology annotation, biological process: protein import into peroxisome matrix. The transcript is spliced from 6 exons. NCBI's taxonomy places the organism in Eukaryota, Metazoa, Chordata, Lepidosauria, Squamata, Lacertidae. The record is from RefSeq and is a predicted model, not a curated record.